This is a messenger RNA of Closterium sp. Yama58-4, 6273 nucleotides long. Lineage: Eukaryota; Viridiplantae; Streptophyta; Zygnematophyceae; Desmidiales; Closteriaceae. The record is from the annotation of a GenBank genome assembly.
AUGCGUGUCGUCCCCCUCCCCUUGUUCCCACUCCCCCACUCCCCUGUUCCCCAGCGCGUGUGUUGGAUCUGGGCGGUGAUGACGUGGGCCUGCUGGCAGUUAUCUUCACGAUCGUGUGGGCGCGCGUGGCAUCUAAGCUCUCCCCUUUUCCCCAACAUUCGCCCCCACUUCCCCCAGCGCGUGUGCUGGAUCUGGGCGGUCAUGAGCAUCGGGCUGCUGGCAGUCAUCUUCACGAUCGUGUGGGCGCAAGCGUCAGGCGAGCAGCAGGCGGAGCGCGAGGGGCAGUGCGGGGAGUGGGCGGCGUUCAUCGAGUCGCACUUCAACUCCACGCAGGCCAACACGCGCGCGCUCGCCGAGUUCGUCCACGCCUACUACAUCGACGGGCACGAGAGCUUCUUCCGCCCGUCCAAGUUCCUCAAGUUCAGCUCCUCCGCUCUGCAUCCCACUCUCACUUCAUCCCCCUUUCUGUCUCCCUGUUUCCCUUCUUUCCGCCGAUAUCCCCCUCCCCUCCCCCCCAUCAGGCGUGAGAGCUUCUUCCGCCCGUCCAAGUUCCUCAAGUUCAGCUCCUCCGCGCUGCACGCCCGCCCCGUCGCUGCCUUCAACAGCACAGCUCUGCGCCGCCAUGUGGAGGGGCGACUGCAGGGCUGCCUCAUUGCAGUGAGCGCCAACUUCCCCUCUCCACCCUCUCCCCCCACUCUCCACUCCCUCUCCUGCAGUUGUGGGCUACGCUCUCCGAGUCAACAGCUCAGCUCUGCGCCGCCAUGUGGAGGGGCGUCUGCAGGGCUGCCUCAUCGCAUCGCACUCCUUUUUCCCCUGUCCCAACCUUCCAUCUCCCCAUUCUCCAGUUGUGGGCUACGCCCUGAGAGUCAACAGCUCAGCUCUGCGCCGCCACGUGGAGGAGCGUCUGCAGGGCUGCCUCAUCGCAUUGUGGGCUACGCUCUCCGAGUCAACAGCUCAGCCCUCCGCCACCACGUGGAGGAGCGCCUGCAGGGUUGCCUCAUCGCUCUGAGCGAGGAGUUUGCCUGCCGCCCGCUCGGCCUGCCGCUGUACGUGCCGCUGCUGCUGGGCACCAGCGGCGAGGGGAGCAGCGUGCGCCGCCUCCCCCCCAACCGCACCGGUGCCGGCGCGGACCUGCUCUCAGACCCCAUGCUAGCAGCCAUGAUUCGAGCAGCAGACACGGGGCACAGCGGCGCCAUGUCACCGCCCAUCUUGUCGCCCGCAUCGCCCUUCCAUGUGGUGGCUCAGGCCUUCCCCGUGUACGACACGCACCAGCACGGCCACGCCUUCGUGCACGUCCCCUCUGCUGCUCCCUCCAUCGGCAACAGCACCGGCAGCAGCAGUGGCAGCAGCAGUGGCCUUCCUGAACCGCAGAGCUACGAGCCCGACUCCCUCGACGCACUCACCAAACCCCACGGCUUCUUCGUAGCAGCCUACUCCUUCCACACGCUCCGUCUCGCCCCCAACUUCGACCAACUUAAAGCCCUUCCUCUCCGCACAUUCCUUGUAGAUGCGACCAACGAGAGCAACCCCGAGCUGCUGUUUGGGCCGGAAGGGACGGAGGGGAUGACGGGGAAGCAGGCGGGAGUGUGGGCGGCGGUGGCGUAUAAGAGACGAGUGGUGCAGUACCAAGGGCGUGUUCAGUACCCCAUGUGGUUCGGCGACCCGUCACGGAACUUCGUGCUUGUCUGCGAACCCGAGGCGAACGCGAAGCCAAGCCCGCCAUUCGUGUGGAUGGUGGUGUCGUUCAUCAUCCUGGCGAUCUCCGUGCUGGUGCUCUGGAUGGCCGUGCACCUCAUGGCCAAGCUCCAAACCGACACCCUGAGAGUGGUGCCCGAGGCCAAUGCAAAGCCAAGCCCGCCAUUCGUGUGGAUGGUGGUGUCGUUCAUCAUCCUGGCGAUCACAGUGCUGGUGCUCUGGAUGUCCGUGCACCUCAUGGCCAAGCUUGAAACAGACACGCUGAGAGUGGAGGCGGCGCAGGCAGAGCUGGCCACGGCCAAGGUGGCGGCAGAGGCAGCAAGUCGGGCGAAGAGCGACUUCCUCACCACCAUGAGCCACGAGAUCCGCACCCCCAUGAACGGCGUUAUUGAGCUGGCGACGGCUAAGGUUGCAGCGGAGGCAGCGAGUCGGGCUAAAAGUGACUUUCUCACCACCAUGAGCCAUGAGAUCCGCACCCCCAAACGGGGUCAUAGCUCCCAGCAGGACUACGCGGAGACGGCGUGCAGCAGCGGGCGGGCGCUGUGUGCGCUGAUCAACGACAUUCUCGACCUCUCCAAGAUCGAGGCCGAGAAGCUCCGCCUCGAGCGCAUCCCCCUCAACCUGCGCGCUGAGGUCGACGAUGUGUUAGCACUCUUUGUGGAGAGCGCUGAAGAGAAGAGGUCGGUGGAGCUGGCUGCCUUCGUGGCUGAUGACGUGCCUGAGACGCUCGUUGGGGAUCCGCUGCGCAUACGACAGAUCGCCCAGGAGAAGCGCUCUGUGAAGCUCGCCGCAUUUGUGGCGGACGAUGUGCCGGAGAUGCUUGUGGGGGAUCUGCUCCGCAUACGACAGCCACCACCACCACCACCACUCUCGUUCGCACCAUCGCGGCCGCAGCAGCGAUCCCGACCGCCACUGGAGGAGCAUGCUCGAAGAGCUAUCUGUGUCCUUCCAUCACCACUCCCAUCACGACUCUCAUCACGGCUCCCACCACUAUCGCCGGCACGCUUUGAGAGAGGAAGACAGAAGCGAAAAAGCAGCACAGCAGCAGCAGCAGCAGCAGCAGCAGCAGCAGCAGCAGCAGCAGCAGCAGCAGCAGCAGCAGCAGCAGCAGCAGCAGCAGCAGCAGCAGCAGCAGCAGCAGCAGCAGCAGCAGCAGCAGCAGCAGCAGCAGCAGCAGCAGCAGCAGCAGCAGCAGCAGCAGCAGCAGCAGCAGCAGCAGCAGCAGCAGCAGCAGCAGCAGCAGCAGCAGCAGCAGCAGCAGCAGCAGCAGCAGCAGCAGCAGCAGCAGCAGCAGCAGCAGCAGCAGCAGCAGCAGCAGCAGCAGCAGCAGCAGCAGCAGCAGCAGCAGCAGCAGCAGCAGCAGCAGCAGCAGCAGCAGCAGCAGCAGCAGCAGCAGCAGCAGCAGCAGCAGCAGCAGCAGCAGCAGCAGCAGCAGCAGCAGCAGCAGCAGCAGCAGCAGCAGCAGCAGCAGCAGCAGCAGCAGCAGCAGCAGCAGCAGCAGCAGCAGCAGCAGCAGCAGCAGCAGCAGCAGCAGCAGCAGCAGCAGCAGCAGCAGCAGCAGCAGCAGCAGCAGCAGCAGCAGCAGCAGCAGCAGCAGCAGCAGCAGCAGCAGCAGCAGCAGCAGCAGCAGCAGCAGCAGCAGCAGCAGCAGCAGCAGCAGCAGCAGCAGCAGCAGCAGCAGCAGCAGCAGCAGCAGCAGCAGCAGCAGCAGCAGCAGCAGCAGCAGCAGCAGCAGCAGCAGCAGCAGCAGCAGCAGCAGCAGCAGCAGCAGCAGCAGCAGCAGCAGCAGCAGCAGCAGCAGCAGCAGCAGCAGCAGCAGCAGCAGCAGCAGCAGCAGCAGCAGCAGCAGCAGCAGCAGCAGCAGCAGCAGCAGCAGCAGCAGCAGCAGCAGCAGCAGCAGCAGCAGCAGCAGCAGCAGCAGCAGCAGCAGCAGCAGCAGCAGCAGCAGCAGCAGCAGCAGCAGCAGCAGCAGCAGCAGCAGCAGCAGCAGCAGCAGCAGCAGCAGCAGCAGCAGCAGCAGCAGCAGCAGCAGCAGCAGCAGCAGCAGCAGCAGCAGCAGCAGCAGCAGCAGCAGCAGCAGCAGCAGCAGCAGCAGCAGCAGCAGCAGCAGCAGCAGCAGCAGCAGCAGCAGCAGCAGCAGCAGCAGCAGCAGCAGCAGCAGCAGCAGCAGCAGCAGCAGCAGCAGCAGCAGCAGCAGCAGCAGCAGCAGCAGCAGCAGCAGCAGCAGCAGCAGCAGCAGCAGCAGCAGCAGCAGCAGCAGCAGCAGCAGCAGCAGCAGCAGCAGCAGCAGCAGCAGCAGCAGCAGCAGCAGCAGCAGCAGCAGCAGCAGCAGCAGCAGCAGCAGCAGCAGCAGCAGCAGCAGCAGCAGCAGCAGCAGCAGCAGCAGCAGCAGCAGCAGCAGCAGCAGCAGCAGCAGCAGCAGCAGCAGCAGCAGCAGCAGCAGCAGCAGCAGCAGCAGCAGCAGCAGCAGCAGCAGCAGCAGCAGCAGCAGCAGCAGCAGCAGCAGCAGCAGCAGCAGCAGCAGCAGCAGCAGCAGCAGCAGCAGCAGCAGCAGCAGCAGCAGCAGCAGCAGCAGCAGCAGCAGCAGCAGCAGCAGCAGCAGCAGCAGCAGCAGCAGCAGCAGCAGCAGCAGCAGCAGCAGCAGCAGCAGCAGCAGCAGCAGCAGCAGCAGCAGCAGCAGCAGCAGCAGCAGCAGCAGCAGCAGCAGCAGCAGCAGCAGCAGCAGCAGCAGCAGCAGCAGCAGCAGCAGCAGCAGCAGCAGCAGCAGCAGCAGCAGCAGCAGCAGCAGCAGCAGCAGCAGCAGCAGCAGCAGCAGCAGCAGCAGCAGCAGCAGCAGCAGCAGCAGCAGCAGCAGCAGCAGCAGCAGCAGCAGCAGCAGCAGCAGCAGCAGCAGCAGCAGCAGCAGCAGCAGCAGCAGCAGCAGCAGCAGCAGCAGCAGCAGCAGCAGCAGCAGCAGCAGCAGCAGCAGCAGCAGCAGCAGCAGCAGCAGCAGCAGCAGCAGCAGCAGCAGCAGCAGCAGCAGCAGCAGCAGCAGCAGCAGCAGCAGCAGCAGCAGCAGCAGCAGCAGCAGCAGCAGCAGCAGCAGCAGCAGCAGCAGCAGCAGCAGCAGCAGCAGCAGCAGCAGCAGCAGCAGCAGCAGCAGCAGCAGCAGCAGCAGCAGCACAGACGCUGAGCACUGGCACUGGUGCUGGCACUGCUUUCGGGGGGCAGGCGGUGCAGGGCGUUACAGAGAGUUGUCAAAUGCAGGCAGCGGGUGGAGGCCAGGCGGUGCGGCUGAUGCUGGCGGUGGAAGAUACAGGAGAGGGCAUCCCCAUGGCGGCUCAGAGGCGCAUGUUCCAGCCGUACUCACAGGCUCAUGCUAGCACCACUCGCCUGCACGGCGGGACAGGCAUCGGCCUCUCCAUCUGCAAGCGCCUUGUAUCGCUCAUGGGAGGCAGCAUCGCAUUCACCAGCGAGCCAGGCGUGGGCACCACCUUCUACUUCGAUAUCACCCUCCACACCCCUCCUGCUGACACUCCCUCCACCCCACUGCCCUGCCCGCCCUGCUGCCCUCCUCCUUGCCCUCCUCCUUGCCCUCCUCCUUGCGCUCCUCCUUGCCUUCCACCUUGCCCUCCUUGCCCUCCUUCUUGCCCUGCCCCCUCUGCGCAUUCCUGCCCAGCGCCCUGCCCUCCUCCUCCUCUCGCUCCCUCUAUGCCUCUGCUGCCUCGCACCAUCUCGCCUGCUGCUUCUGGGCUUUUCUCCACACCAGCUGCUGCUGCUGUUGCUUGCUCUGCUUCUGCUGUUGCAGUGGCUGCUGGUGGUGGAACAGUUGCUGGGAGUGAGAUGGGUGUGUGUGUGCUGAGCAGUGGGAAUGAUGGGAGGGGGUGUGCACUAGAAGGCGUGGUUGUGGUGAGUGUGGACGAGCGGGCGGUGACUUGUGAGUCGGCUCAAAAGGCAUCGGAAUGGGAGGGCGUGGUUGUGUCCCUUCCCUCACACCCUGCUAGGGGCCCAUCGCUCUCCCUCACUCCUGCCUCCAGCCCACAGGUCUCUACACUUACUGGCAUGGGCGGCAGGGGUUCUGUACCCAGUGGCACGGGGGGCAAAUAUGCCACGGAUUCUGCUGCACCCGGUGCCAUGAAUAUCAUGGGCUUUGCACCUGGUGGCACAGGUGUGACGGGGCUCACAGUUGUUGCGGAGAGGCUGAGUGUGCUGGCGGGGAAGCGGCUGAUGGUGGUGGAUGACAACCUCAUCAACCGCAAGGUGGCCAGCAAGCUGCUGGAGAGGCACGACGCGCGAGUCACCGCCGUCGAUGGCGGCGCCAAGGCAGUUGAAGCCCUCGCCCCACCCCAUCCCUACGACCUGGUUUUCAUGGACCUGCAGAUGCCGGGCAUGGACGGGCUGGAGGCGACUCGGAGGAUCCGAGCGCGGGAGAGGGCUGAGGGCGGGGGGCAUGUGGCCAUCAUUGCGCUCACAGCGGAUGUGAUUGCCGGCACGCGCCAGCAGUGCUUUGUCGUCGGCAUGGAUGACUACCUCUCCAAACCCCUCCACGAUGCCCCCCUCUCCCACGCCGUCUGGCGCUGCCUCGCCAUGAAAUUGUAA